Molecule: messenger RNA, 1284 nt
Organism: Didymodactylos carnosus
Lineage: Eukaryota; Metazoa; Rotifera; Eurotatoria; Philodinida; Philodinidae
Source: the annotation of a GenBank genome assembly
AUGGCUAAGGACUUACCUCCAUCGGUGGAUUUGAGAGAGUUUAUGACACCAGCGGAACAUCAACAGGAGAGCUAUUCCUGUGUUGGCAAUGCACUAGCAGCUGCAUAUGAAUUCUUAAUAAUGAAAAAUACUAAAAAACAUAUCGAUAUUAGUCGCCUGUUUAUUUAUUACAACAGCCGGGAGAAAGAUGGAUAUAGAGAAUACAACAUGUUGGACGCCGGUACUAAGAUUCCAAAUGCUAUUGAAGCAUUAGCUGAGUUUGGUUGUUGUAAAGAAGAACUGUUUCAGUUCAACGCGGCCAAUGUGAACCAGAAGCCACCACCGCUAUGUUAUGCAGAAGCCAAAAACUAUCGGAUAAAGCAAGGCAUGCAGCUGCGAGGAGAGUUAAACGAAUUGAAAGCAUGUCUGGCUGAAGGCUAUCCAUUUGUAUUUGCCUUUCUGAUACAUGAGUCAUUUCAUGAAGCUGCAACGAAUGGUGGACGUGUGCCGAUGCCAAAUUCAGACAAUGAAUCAGAAGAUGAAGCGCAGGGUCUCCAUGCAAUGGUGGCAGCAGGAUACAGCGAUCGAUCGGAGCGUUUCAUUGUUCUAAAUUCAUACGGAGAAGAUUGGGUGAGUGUUUUGGUUGAUUUUCGUUUACAUCCAUCUGCAUUUGAAAUGCGCAUAAACUCCAUAAUUCAUCGCAAAGCUUUUGCAGAUUUUUCAUCGAACAGCAAACAACAAGAAACUCAAAAUUCAUCUGAUUCGAAUACUCAUAAAAAUACUCCAGUUGAUGUUCCGUCAAAUCAUACCGAUGAGUAUUUUGAUGAUGAAUGGUCUAUUGAGAAAGUGCCACCAAACAGUGAUUUAUCAUAUAUUCUUUGGAUGGACAACGACAAGGCAGACAUCGCUCAAAUAACGAAACAUCUGACCAGUGAUCCAAGCGUUCAUGUGAAUUUUCAGGAAACAUUUGAUCUGGCGACAAAGUAUCUAUUGCAACACAUGGAUAAAAUUAAAUCGCUUCCACAAUCAACAAUCUUUCAAAUAAUUUGUCGUGGUUACUAUAAAUCCGAAGAUAAGAAUCCGUUGAAUUUGUUACUAUUCUUGGAUCAUUAUCAAUUGAAAAAUGUUCCGAUCAUUGUUUUCACUCAAGACAAACCAGGUGUACUCAAUUCUUUUGAACGCGAGGCGCCAUCGAUGGGUAUUCAUGAUUGGAAAUAUCGCUUAUAUGUAACGGAUAAUAGUGCGGACUUGAUUACAAAAAUCAACGCUAACGCUAGCAAUAAGUCGGUUAGUCAACGUCAUUGA